Limulus polyphemus (Atlantic horseshoe crab) is the source of this 7650-nucleotide messenger RNA. RefSeq names its product mediator of RNA polymerase II transcription subunit 13-like. Gene Ontology annotation, molecular function: transcription coregulator activity. Lineage: Eukaryota; Metazoa; Arthropoda; Merostomata; Xiphosura; Limulidae. Bases 131 to 6607 code for a protein of 2158 amino acids. The record is from RefSeq and is a predicted model, not a curated record. Gene Ontology annotation, biological process: regulation of transcription by RNA polymerase II. The transcript has 27 exons. Gene Ontology annotation, cellular component: mediator complex.
AUCCGCCAUGUCUGUCGCCAUCUUCUGGUGAAUUUUAGCUAUAUUACGAAAUUUUCCGAGAUUUAUGGCUCGAGAAGUCACUUAAAACUUUCAUCCAAUUUCUAAUGAAACUUUAAGUCAUGGAGUGACCAUGACGCACCCCAGUUUCGUUACAAACGGGGCGAGUCUCGAGGACUGUCAUACGAAUUUCUUUGCACUGGCCGAUUUGUGUGGAAUAAAAUGGCGCCGUCUAUGUGCUGACAGUAUUUUAUGUGUGGACCCACUGGACGACCCUGUGUUAUCUUCUUACAGUAAAUGUCUAGCCGCUGGCAUUCUGUGUGUUUGGCGGCGUGUAGCCUCGCGACCUGGCCCUGACUCUCAUCGCCCAGCGGACACAAAUCAAUUGAGUUAUAACAAAGAAUUGUGGAUAUUUUGGUACGGGGAAGAACCCGAUUUGUCUGGACUAGUGUCGGGUCUAACAGAAGGGGACCAAGGAUCAUUGGAAAAUGGGCUUUCGUAUGAAAGCCGAACUCUUCUGUUUAAAGCUUUUCACAAUUUGAUUGAAAGAUGUCUUUUGUCUCGUGGAUUUACAAGGUUAGGAAAGUGGUUCCUGCAACCUUUGGAACCAGGAGAUCAAGCAGGACAAAGCAUUCAUUUCUCCUUCUCCUUCAAAUUCUUUAUUCAUGGUGAAAGUACAGUCUGUACAGCUGUUGAUGUCCGACAACAUCCUGCUGUUUAUAGACUAACCAGGAACCACCUGUUUCAUGCACAGAGCUCCCACUCUGGUUUAGCCGUUAUUCUGAGUCCAUAUGGAAUGGCUGGAAGCUUGACUGGCCAGAGUUACAAAGAAACAGAUUCUGGAACUCAGAGAUUACUUGGAGAGUGGAGACAAUUUUAUCCAUUGGCCAAUAAGGAUGAGAGCAGUAAGGACUGUAGUGGUGAAGAUGAUUCACUGCCUUGUGCUGUUGAAGUUAUUGUUGGUGGGGUUAAAAUGAGGUACCCUUCUUCUUAUGUCUUAAUUGCUGACAUUGAAGAAGCCACGUUGUCAAGAACUUCAGUCCCUGUAAACCAUGUUUCGGCAAGUAACAUACCUAGCUUUCACUCUGCUGUGCAGCCGUCCCUCAAGUCUGGUUUUCAUGGUGGUGUCCUGACUCCUCCAACAUCCCCUCGUGAUCCUUCAGCAAUGAUAGGAAAUUAUUCUACCACCAAGCACACUUCAUUAAGUACAACAUUGAUUACAGGUUGCCAGCCACGUUUUUCAGUCUCUUUCAAUUCACAUAUUCCUACUACAUUUAGCAUGAGAUCGGGUGUUUGGCAAGACAGUACAACUUUCCAUCGUGUAGGAUUUGUACCUCCUCCAACAGAAAGCACUGGGGUAGAGGAUGUGAUUGGUCAAUGGAACUUUUCUGAUCCCUGUGAGCAUGUGGAUUGCUCAUGCUAUAGGUGUAAGAAUAAAGGAAAAAGUGGAGUUUCUAACAAGUCAGGGUUGGGGAAUAAUAGUUUAGGAAACCUUCCAAGUCAAGGUGUCCCCACUAGUGAUGGAGAAAAUGUUGGGAAAACAACUCUGACAAGUACAUCUACUGCUAAUGCUUCCCGUAAAGGAGACAAGUGUGAUAAAGAAAGAUCUCAAGCACGUGCUUUCCGAGGAACAUUCCCUUUUCACAAGCGAAAUCAACCUUUGGAAGGACUUGAUGCUGUUGAUCUAGACAGCUGUUUUUCAUCUCGAUUCUUAGAUAUUUCGUCGGGAAGCCCCGGUACCAUGACAUCAGGUUCCAACUCGAACAUUAUGUUUAACUACAGAUCUGGGGUAGUGGCUCCAUCCACACCUUGUACCUUACCUCAUUUAAACACUACACACACUCAGCCUUCAUCUGUUGAUUCUGCUCAUCCUGGGACCCCCACACCAAGUUUACUUGAAGGCCCUAAUUCUCAGGACCCAACAAUGCCCACUCUUUCACCCCAUCCACCACAUAUAAAGGAAGAAUAUGAAUCUCAGGACCAAGUAAUCCAUACUCAUAGUCCUGCAGUUUCAACAGUUACUGUCAAUACCAGUAGCAUGAGGGAUAAACCUCCAACUGAUCAGCAGGUCACGUCACCGUACCAUACUUCCCUAAGUGUAGGAGAUGCUAGCAAGACAUCUGAGGGCUCACCAGCUACAACAGUAGUGAAUCACUGGUCAGCAGUUGACGAUCCUGUAGUAGGUUCCCAGCCCAAACUUUCUGCCCAAGGUUUAAAAAGGCCAGUAUUACCAUUCAAAACUGAACUUGUUGAGCUGGAAGAGGAGGUUCAAACUAAACUUUUGUACGAUUUCUGUAGCAUACAGUCAGUUACUUGGGAUCUUCCAGCCAAUAAAAGGAGAAAAAGGACAGGAUCUGAUUCCUGCUGCAAGCAAGAAAAUCUCAACAAUCCAAUUAGUCCCUACCCCUUUUUGGGACCUGGUCCUGGUCCAAAACAGUCUGAAGAAACUGAAUCUUUGCCUGCCAAACCAAAGGAUCCUUAUGAGUUUAAUGUUGAGUUUGAAGAAUACAAAGUGAAUCCUGCUUCAAGUGGAUCAACAUUCAGAGUUAAAAUGGAUAUUGUAUGUAAGGAAGAAGAAAAGCCAAAAGAACAAGUAGUACCAGCCCCAACAUCAGAAGCCACAGUCUUAGAUCAGCCUAAAAGUAAUUCAGUAAGUGAACUUUCAUCGGUGACAUCCCCACUUACACCACGCACUCAAGGUUCCAGCUUUACAAAAGUGGAGCACCUCCAACUCACUGGACGAGACUUGGAGAACAUAUUUGAUAGCUGUUCAUCUGAUGACAGCAAUGGUGAUUUGCUGACUCCUGGAGCACCUAAAAUGAUUAAUAGUGACGACCAACAGUCUGGAAAGUCCAGUAAGAACAAUACAUAUAAUACAGGUGGAAUUCUUGGGGCAGCAGAAUUAGCAACUAUGUUUCCCACUCCUCCAUCCCUAGAACAUUUAGCUACUCCCUCUCCUUCUGGACCCAUGGGAGGUGGUGACAUCACUACAAUGGAUGGUACAGAUUCUUUGUUUCUUAGAGAUCGGACAGAUAUUUAUCCAAAUUAUGGAAGCCCUGGCUUUGAACCUGUUAGAGAUUGGUCGUACGUGUACAAACGUCCUACUCAGUACAGGUUUGUGAGCUCAUCACGUUAUGCUCCUUUAAACAACCUUCCCAGCUCAGUACAACCAAUUGUCACCUUUUCAUCAGACUGCAUCUACAAGCCUGGAUGGCCUCAUCCUCCAUCAUUUUCAUCAUUGGUAACAUCCUCACCUGUAGACCGGCCAUCAUCAAGGUAUCAUAAUUCAUCACUGCCUCUCUCUGAAGGUGAGCACUUGUUUACUUUUGAGUCUGACCAGAGGUCAGUGCCUAUGAAUUACGAAUUGCAGUCACCAGCAUCAAAUGCAUCUUCCUAUUUGAACAAACAUUUGAAUUCUAUUGACAACAGUACAGUAUCCUCUGUCCCAGAAGCUCAUAGUUUGUUAGUGAAUCUUGUCCUCUCAGACUCCAUGUUUAACCUUUUCAAGGACCACAACUUUUCUAGUUGUACAUUAUGUGUAUGUAACAUGAACAUCAAAGGUGCCGACACAGGGAUCUACCUGUUAGACUCCAUGUUGCCUUUUUCUACUGAUGAACCUCAGUACAAAUGUACAUGUGGGUUCAGUGCAGUUGUAAACAGACAUCUCAGUUACCACUCAGGUUUAUUUUACGAAGAUGAAGUUGAGGUAACAGGGGUUCCAUAUGAGCCCAUACAUCAUCAUCGGAAAGGUUUGAAAACUUUACUAGAACCUUCAGUCAGAAGGGAAGUGAACCAGGUAAAUGGAGCAAUGCAUUUAACAAAAACAUUAGACACCAAAGAGAUAACAGCUCUAAAUCGAAUACCCCACCAUGUUCUGGAUAUGAUUCGAGACCAGUGUCAAACAAUUCAGUCUGCCUACUCAUGGCUGAACAAAGCAGUCCAGCUGAGAAGUGCUAGUAAUCCAAUAGCUUUUUGGAAUCACUUAGAACUAAUGGACCAGUGUCACAUCUGUUUCCUGGCUUUGGACAGUGCCUGCCAGCUAAUGGAUAACAUCAAUAAUAACAAACUUGAUGAAAGGCUCAAAUCAUCUUGUCUUCAUAAGUGGCCCUCUUUGUCAGGUAAACUGCCAGCCAGUGACCAGGAUGUCCUUCGCUUACUGCGGAUGAUUCAACCUCUGCUUCAAGAAGCAGUACAGAAGAAGAUCAUGCAGGGAUUAUUUGAAGUAGCUUAUACGGUAUCUGGGCCCUUAACAUGGAGACAGUUUCAUAGACUUGCAGGCAGAGGAACUGAAGAUCAGUGUGAACCACAACCUAUUCCUACACUACUUGUAGGGUCUGAUAAAGACUGUUUGGCUCUCUCUCCCUACACACUUAAGUUCUGGGACAAGUUACUUCUGGAACCCUACUCUUUACCAAAAGAUGUGGCAUACAUUGUUGUAGCCCCCGACAAUGAGUUUAUCUUAAGCCGUGUAAGGAACUUUUUCCGGGAGUUGAGUAGCAUAUACGAGUUAUGUAAGCUGGGUCGACACAGCCCCAUCACCAAAGUUCUUCGGGAUGGAAUUAUGCGAGUGGGGAAGUCAGCUGCCAAGAAAUUAGCGGACGAACCUGUUGAUGAGUGGUUUAAUAUGAUUGGUGAUAGUCAAGUCGCCAGUAAACUGAAGUUAUAUGCUCAGGCUUGUCGACAUCAUCUGGCUCCAUUCUUAGCUGCCCAAUCACUGGAUUGCAGUCUGCUGGCCAACCCAGUUCAUAACUAUUCACCUAGUUGUAAACCAUCAGUUCUUGGAGCUUCACCAUUACCACCUGGCACACCAGAAAGUCAAGAUAAGGAGCGAGCCUCCACGCCUAAACCCCAGGAAAAUGAUAGUCAACAGGAUGGCUACAGCAGUGCAUCAGGAAACUCUGGUCUCCACUCGCAAGAUCCUUUGGAAAGGGAAGAUGAGCAACACCCUCCUGCCUUAGUCAUCUACAUAAUUGAACCAUUCACCUAUGGCAGCAUAGACAAUGAUUUAUAUAGACUAGCCAGUGUGGGUCUUCUUAGGUGUUACACCCAUAUGUUGAAGUUUUUACCAGAGCAUAUUAAGAACAACAUCCACCUUCAGAUGGUGAGGUUAGACUCUCUUCUUUGUUUGGGUAAAUCUGAAGCCAAAAGUCAUAAUCAAGAUGAGCUGAAAGCUUUGGCCUUUUCUGUGUUCUCUCAGUGUCCACGUCUUCUCUUCAACCAACCAGGCAUCAAAUCCCUGACAGGAUUUGGUCCUGCUGCCAGCAAGGAACUGUUUGUCAAGACGAAGGAUGAGAAAAAUUCGGGACCUUAUAGACUAUACAGCCCACCUUUCAUUUUGGCACCCAUGAAGGACAAGCAGACAGAGUUGGGUGAAAUGUUUGGUGAUCGCCAAGAGAAAUCCAACAUUUUGUUCUGUACUUAUUGUUUAGUAGAAGACCAGAGAUGGCUGGUAGCUUCCUGCACCAAUGAUAAAGGAGAACUUCUUGAAACUUGUAGUAUAAACGUUGAAAUUCCUAAUAGAACGAGAAGAAAAAAAGCAUCUUCCCGAGGGAUGGGCCUCCAUAAACUUCUUAACUUCCUUCUUGGUGUGAUGUCUUCCACAGUCCAGCCGUGGCGGCUGGUGGUUGGUCGAUUGGGUCGCCUAGGUCAUGGUGAACUGAAAGACUGGGCAGCUCUCUUGAGUCGACGGUCUUUGUUGCAGUACAGCCGGCACCUGUGGGAACUGUGUCGGCAGUGUGCUGUCUUGGGACCUGCUGACACACCCUGUAUCCUUUCGGCAUGUCUGGUUUCCUUAGAGCCCGACUCAGCACUUCGUAUCAUGCCUGGAGAAUUCACCCCUGAUGAUCAUUUUAGUAGUAGCUGCCAUUCUUGUGAUCUUAGUACACCAGAGGAUGCCAGUUGCACUCACAUAUUGGUCUUCCCAACCUCAGCUACUGCCCAGUCCACACAAGCAGCAUUUCAUCAAGAGCAUAUUGAGCCACUGGGCACAACUUUUGGAGAUGAUGACAUCUUUCAGGCUCUAAAUGAUGAUGAUAUCAAUGUUGGCCCAGAUAUUAAUGACCUUUUUAGAUGGACAGAGAGUCCAACACAAAGUCCAGUUGGUUCUCCACGCCGAGAUUCUGCUUCUCAACUAGGAAGUCCCAGUGGUGUUGGUGGUAGACAUUCACCUUUUCCACACGGUGGAGUUACUAGGAGUUCUGGUAGCUUGGGAGUUGAUGCACAAGAGGAACCACUUCAGCUAUUACAGCAGCCAUUAGCCUUAGGUUAUUAUGUGUCCACUGCACAGACUGGACCUUUACCCAGUUGGUUCUGGUCACCUUGUCCUCAUCUCAAAGAUUCAUGUCCUGUCUUCCUUAAGUCAGCCCUGUUAAUCCACUCUCCAGCAGUGCAGCAGAGUUCUGAGGAUCUACUCCACUCCAAUCCUCACAUACGAAACUGUCAUCCACUCGACUCAAAUCUUACCACUGAUGUACUCAGGUAUGUUCUUGAAGGUUACAAUGCCUUGUCUUGGCUGUCCUUGGACCCCGUUACUCAUGAUCGUCGCUCUUGCCUGCCAGUCCACAUCCAGAUCUUGAUGCAGCUCUGUCACGUGAUGGAAGCAGUUGUGUGAAGAGCUGUUAACCUAUUCUAGGUCCUCAAAUUAUCUUCUCUAGCCCAACUUGGUAAAGGCAACGAGAACAAAACCACAUAUCAGGGAAGUCCUCCAGUCGUGCACUGCCACUCUGGGUCCAUGUUAAGGCCACAGUCACAAACCAGCAUGUGUAUAGGUCAUGAGCAUUGUGAAAUGAUUGGGGAUAGGUCUGUUAAAAUGUUAUAUAGGAAAAGUUAUGCUUUAUUGUUUGAGAAACGUAUCACAGCACGUUAAAUAAACUGAACAUAUAUCACACACAUGGGAAGAAAGAUUCCCAUCAGAGACUGCAGUACUAUUUAUUUUGUAUAUAUCAGCACUCAUCAGACAUCUGCACAGAAAUAUAUUUACUUAAGAAAUUGUAUCUUCUCUGAAGAAGAUACUUGACUUUACUCCAUCUGUGACUAGAAUAUAAUUUAAUAUCUAUUAAAAUGGCCAGAAUCGUGGAGUGUUUACAAGUCUUCAUCAUUUGUACAGUUUGUGUAUAGGAAUGUAGGCUAUACGAGUCUUGCUAAACAAUCAUGGUUAUUACUGAGAAUUGUCAAUUUAUUGUAUGUGUAUGUAUUACAGAGGGUGAUCGUGGUGUAAAAGUUUCAUACAUGCAUUUAUUAAAAGAAAACAGUUUAGUAGAAAUCUCAAUACAUUGAUCACAAACUCAUUAUCAUUUUGGAAUUUAGAUAGCAAGAAAUAAAACUUUUAAAUUUGUAAAAUGAACUCUCUUUCCCCUCCCUUUCAUAUCAUUUUUUUUAUGGUUACUUUUGUUCUAAAAACCUUAACAUAUUGAUUUUUCUUUUAGCCAUAUUAUUUGAUAAAGUAAGGUUGGUUGAACUUGUAUAUAAACUUCAGAAAUAGCAGUCUGGGUUUAGUAACAAAGUAUGUGUAAUUUGUCUAAGUUCUCCAUUGCCAUGCCAAGCCACAGCCACAAGACUUGGCUGAGACUUGGCCUGGAACUGGGAUUCGUAUAUUUAUUUUGGUAGCUGUUUCUAGCCUACCAUGCUCAAUAAUAAACAUCUAUACAUGAAACA